AUGAGCGAGAAACGAAGUCGUCGUCACCGCGAAAAGGACCGCGACCGCGAGAAAGACCGUGAUCGUGACCGAGACAGAGACAGAGAACGAGACCGUGAUCGUGAUAGAGACAGUCUUCGAGUACCCCGCGCUCGACCCCACCGUGGCAGCUCGAGGAACUCAUCCAAGCAGUCAUUAGCAACACACGAAGAACCUCGUUAUUCCUCGGCCGCUCCCGCAGCUCCUCCGCCUUCCUAUUCUUCGUAUCCUUCAUAUAACUCGAACAAUCCAUAUGGCUCUUAUGUCGGCUCAGGUUCUAAUACGGCCUUGAGAGCUGCCUCGUCUCGAUUCUCUCUCAACGACCAGUUCGCCGCUACUCGAAAAGAGUUUGACGCCUGGGAUGAUGAUGGAAGCUCCAUCUACGACAAUGGGAUAAAUGAGGAGGUUGAGGAGGAGGCAGAAGAGGAAGAGGAGGAAGAGGAAGAAGACUCAGACGACUCCGAAGCAGACGAAAAGGCCCCCAUGAAAUCGACAAAAGGAAAAGAUACACCAUUGAAAGAGACCAGCACUGCACCUCCCAAUUCAGUGGUUACAGACUCCAACUUUUACGAUCUUUUCUGUCUCCCGCAAGAUGCACAGGGGCUAUCGCAGCAGCAAAUCCGAAACGCAUACUAUCGUCUCUUCGUUCUCUUUUACCCAGACAGCUACCCCGAACAUCUACGACCAAUUGCUCGCCAGCAAUUUCUCCAAGUGCAAGAUGCUUUCGAGACGCUCAUUGAUCCAGCACGCCGAGCUCAAUACGACCUGGAUCAGUUCGCAAAGGCUGAUGAUGGAGCGACAAAGUCAGAGUACGAGAUUGCUUUCAGAGAAGCUGUUCGGGACCGCAUACAAAACAGUGUCAGCACGAAUUCCGAUCUGGGUAUUCGAUUAGAUGCAUCUGAGUCUCUCAGCGGCAAGCCAAAGCUCUCAAUCCUGGACUUUUCCUUCAGUCAUUCCGUCACAGUCGAGCUUCCCAGAAUGCAGAAGUUACUGCAGCCUGGAAUUGCCCGGAUAGAAGGUCUCACUUCUAGGGAGAAGGAAGCAAUCGAUGGUCCAGCACAACCUGGUAUCCAUGUUGCUACGCCCACAGUAUCCAUUACUGGAUCUACGUACGGCAUCGCAAAGGACCUCUCAUCAGUGCCAACAUCGCUCUUAUACGACCGAUACCAGCCUCUUUUGCCCCUGACGAUUCCCAGACAGAGGCUCAUGCAGCUCGUCGAGAACAAGUUUGCACCAUUGACAACCCUUCAGUACAGACAAGAGUUCCUCAAUCGUUCGAUGUCUCCGUCACCGGACAAAUUCAGAUGGAUCAAGACUGCUAUCGAAGUGGAGGCCGAUGUUUUGCCUGAGUUCUCUGCUAGAAGCCGUUUCUAUCACCACUUCCUUCUGCCCAAAUUCACGACCCCUACCAUUGCUGAAACUAGCAUUCAGUCCUCACGGGAUUGUGCAUUGUUCCAACCCCGUGCUGCUCUUGGAAUCUAUCAGAUGAUGCGUCAUGGCACAGGCUUCUUCCGCGCAGACAGUGGUGACUGGGGCUAUGGUUCUGAUCAGUACUACCGAUUCUUCUCUGAGCAUUCCACCAUCAACCCAGACUUCUUCAAUGCUGAGGCCCCCGGUGCUACUCCCAGCAUAGAAGUUGGUUUCCGCACCGGACUUUCAGACAGACUACCAGCCCCAGGUGCCUCAGACUCUACUGGUGACGAGGGUGGAAUUCGAGGCCUUGAUUACGAGAUCAGCACAUGCAAGCAUGGAACAUGGGCUAUCUCUGCUUCUGCUACGCCCACUUCAGCAGCUGGUGCUCUACGAUAUAGCAAGGAUCUAGCUCUGCCCUUCCAAGCUCCUCCCACGUCCCUGGACCCUGGCAUGUCCAAACCUGCACGUCUAGAGGCAGAGCUCUGCUCAAACAGAUUCCAAGAUCAAUACUUUGCUGUCCGAAACCUCUGGUCUGUUGGUCGUUUUGCACGCAUCGGUAUCGAGGUCGGUAUGAGCUUGCACAACCUUCACCUCUCCGUCUACUGGUCUCGUCUCGGUCAACGACUCAGUCUUCCCUUGCUCAUUGCGCCGCGAUCGCUCCUUGGGCCCCAGGUACUCUUCUGGGCUGGCGCAUUGCCCUUUGCCGGUCUUGCUGCUGUGCAGCUUGGUUUGAGCUAUCGCCGUCGUCAACGAGCCUCGCGUGGUCAUCGACGUGUUCGUUCAGAUGUCUCUUCUACCGGCAAGCCUGUCGCCAUUGCUCGACAUCGAUACGAAGCAGACAACGUCACUACGCUCCUCGCACAGCCCGUCGAGGUUCGCCAGAAGCAACAGAUGUCUCUUGGAGGACUUGUGAUCAUUAGCGCGAGAUACGGUAUCCCCAGUGAAGACGGUUUGCUGGUGCCAGGCGAUGAUGUUGCCGAUGUGACAAUCGCCAUUGCCGCCCUGGUCAACGAGCCUACCUACGCCAACGGGCCUGCAUUGGUGAUCCCUCAAGGCGUGCGUAAGAGUCGUCUGCCAGGCUUCUGGGACCCCGCGCCUGGUCAGGAGAAGGUUCUCCGUGUGGAAUACGUGUUCAAGGGCGAGUCAGGCUUUGUCGAGGUCGGCAACCGUGAUGAACUCGUUCUUCCACCUCAGGCUUAA
Fusarium coffeatum is the source of this 2631-nucleotide messenger RNA. RefSeq lists its product as uncharacterized. NCBI's taxonomy places the organism in Eukaryota, Fungi, Ascomycota, Sordariomycetes, Hypocreales, Nectriaceae. The transcript has a single exon. Gene Ontology annotation, biological process: cristae formation. The coding region runs from base 1 to 2631 and encodes 876 amino acids. The record is from RefSeq and is a predicted model, not a curated record.